CAAGAUUUUUAUAGGAUUGAUUCAUUCGAUUUCUGCGCAUAUUAAUGUAUUUCUUUUUUAAAGGGAAUAAUUGAUCGAAAAGAAGGUGUGUGAACGCAUGUGACGUCGAAGCUCCGCCUCCAGGCCGCUGUACACACGUGCAACAGUUCGGCCGAGAGCACCGUCUGACUUUGUGGAGAAAAAAAAAAACAGCGGCCGUUUAUAGACGCAGUUUUUAGGGUAAAUAUGGUGAAUCUGUCGUCGGUAAUCAGGCCGCUGGCCGCCCAGUUUCACCGACAACUCGUCAGAAGUCAGCGGAUAAUUCCCUCCAGAAGAUGUAACCUCGCGGCGUGUUCGAGCAAAUAUGUGUUGUCACAAAUGCAUCCCAUGUGGCAGGGACCCCUGGAGGUACCAGGUGGCGACCGCCAGUCUCCCAUUGAUAUUAUUGUGCGGAAGAGUGUUUUCGAUUCAAUGCUGAAGCCUCUGGUUAUGGAUUACGACCCACAGACCUGCCAGCAAAUCUGGAAUAAUGGUUACUCCUUCCUGGUUGAGUAUGACGACACGACAGACAAAUCUACUUUGAAAGGGGGCCCCCUCCAGGAUGAAUUCAGGCUGAGUCAGUUUCACUUCCACUGGGGUGAGAGCAACGCCUGGGGCUCGGAGCACACUGUGGACAGGAAGCUGUUCCCUGCUGAGCUCCACUUGGUCCACUGGAACGCUGACAAGUACAACCUGUUCAAGGAGGCAGUGAUGGAGGACAACGGUCUGGCUGUUAUCGGUGUUUUUCUAAAGGUGGGAAAGAGACACAACGGCCUGCAGAAGCUGGUUGAUGCACUGCCUGCCAUCCGACACAAGGGCAGUGUGGUUGAGUUUAACAGAUUUGACCCGGCCUGUCUAUUACCCACCAACAAAGACGACUACUGGACCUACCACGGUUCUUUGACCACGCCUCCUCUGACGGAGUCCGUCACCUGGAUCAUUAUGAAGCAGCACAUAGAAGUCAGCCAUGACCAGCUGGCGGUCUUCCGGAGCCUCCUCUUCACCUCGGCGGAGGAGGAAGUGCAGAAGAGUAUGGUGAACAACUUCCGUGUGCAGCAGCCUCUGCGAGGUCGCACAGUUCGAUCGUCUUUCACUCCCUUCCUGCAGGAGGCGCCACCAGCUGCAGGCGACCAGCACGCUCACUGACACUGCCCGACCCACACACACACACACACCUGGUGACCGCAAC
Messenger RNA from Thalassophryne amazonica, 1207 nucleotides. RefSeq names its product carbonic anhydrase Va (gene ca5a). NCBI's taxonomy places the organism in Eukaryota, Metazoa, Chordata, Actinopteri, Batrachoidiformes, Batrachoididae. Gene Ontology annotation, cellular component: mitochondrion; cytoplasm. Bases 226 to 1164 code for a protein of 312 amino acids. The transcript has 7 exons. The record is from RefSeq and is a predicted model, not a curated record. Gene Ontology annotation, molecular function: carbonate dehydratase activity; zinc ion binding.